AGCGUUCACCACCUAUCUGUUCAAAAUGAGCUACUACGCGACGAGAUCAAAGGACUUAAAUCAGCUCUUCUAUACAAAGAGAAGCACAAAGGUAAGGGUAAAGCUCUUGAUCUUCAACAGCGCCAAGAGUAUCACGGUGGUGCUGUCUUCUGGUCGCCUCGCAAGAUCCGCGAAGCUCAGGCUCGAGAAGCAGUACGUAAGCGCGAUGAGGUGGAGCAGAAACUUCAGAAGGCACAGGAUAAACAGCAGCGUAAGGAGCUUCAACUACAGCGUCAAGUUGAGCUUGAGCAGAAGCGCGCUGAUCGAUUGAGACUUAAGGAGAUGCGCGAUGCUGAGCGAGCUGAGAAAGCAGCUGAACGCGCGCAUCAAAUUGAAGCUCGCAACGCCCAAAAAGCUCAACACCAAGCUCAAAAACGAUCGCGUACAGCCUCACGAGCGCCUAUCUCAAAGAACAAGCGUCAAAAACGAUUAGUGGAUGAUAGAGCUGGCGAUAGAGCUGCACCUGCUGCAUCAUCUAUCCCGCCAAGGAUCACGUCGCGCGGCCGCAGCGUCAACCUCCCGCAAAAAUUCAGAUAA
This is a messenger RNA of Bipolaris maydis ATCC 48331, 576 nucleotides long. The record is from RefSeq and is a predicted model, not a curated record. Lineage: Eukaryota; Fungi; Ascomycota; Dothideomycetes; Pleosporales; Pleosporaceae.